AUGAGCGAGGCCAUCAAGUUCAAGAAGACUACCAAGCGUUCCAUACGUAAGAAGCCUACAUCGGAUGGAGAGGAUGUUGAGGAAUCCAACGAUGCUCAAGCUACAGACGACCACAGGCAGAUACUCCAAGACGCUCUAGAGCUACGAGAGUUUCGAAAACGGACUCAAGGAAUGACUGCCGCUGAUUUAAUGAAGGGAGAUCCCAAAACUCAAAAAGUAGUUAAACCAGUCGAACAGCCUGUUGCUGAUCCAUUCAGUGGUGGUUUUGUAGAUCCCACGCUAAUAAAGGCUGAUAAACUUUCUGGACAAUUCACUACUCAGUCGAAUGCUAUGGAUACAGAUGCUCUCAUGCGGGACUAUAUUGAACGAGAGCUGAAAAAGAGAAGAGGAGAUACCAGUGAACAGACGGUCGACGAACCUUCAGCCGACCAUGCACAGGUUGAUCAUGAAGAUGAUUUGUUUCAUAUACCGGAUUACUUACAGUUACCAAAAGCUAAAGUAAAGGAAGGAAACGUAACCCUUUCCACCAGUAUGCUGACAGCCAUACCGGAAAUCGAUUUAGGCAUACAGGCCAAGCUAAAGAAUAUAGAAGAUACAGAAGUAGCAAAGAAACGAGCAGUCGCAGAACGAGAAAAGAACAAAAAUAAGGACCCAAUAGCUUACAUAGGAUCAACACUUGCAGCGGCUGAUAGAUUCUGGAAUGGCAAGACUGGUCCUGAUACUGAUGGUUCUAUAUUUGGUCGUGAUGGAGCACCACCGCAACUGGCUGGUAUAGGCACUUCCAAAGAGGAAGGCAAGAAACGGAAGACGGAAAAGGGUGGUUCAAAAGCUACAGAUGAUCAAACUAUGGAACGAUUUAAAAAGAGAUCUCGACGAUGA
Messenger RNA from Synchytrium microbalum, 879 nucleotides. RefSeq lists its product as uncharacterized. The record is from RefSeq and is a predicted model, not a curated record. The coding region runs from base 1 to 879 and encodes 292 amino acids. The transcript has 6 exons. Gene Ontology annotation, cellular component: spliceosomal complex. Gene Ontology annotation, biological process: mRNA splicing, via spliceosome. Lineage: Eukaryota; Fungi; Chytridiomycota; Chytridiomycetes; Synchytriales; Synchytriaceae.